Molecule: messenger RNA, 5306 nt
Organism: Chara braunii
Lineage: Eukaryota; Viridiplantae; Streptophyta; Charophyceae; Charales; Characeae
Source: the annotation of a GenBank genome assembly
UGUGCAAUCGUUUGUGUGUGGUGUUUUCCUGUUUUGGGAAUGUGUUGCAUCGAUGCGUGCCUUUUAGCACCGCGCGCACGUGUUUCGGGAGCUGGAGCUGGUGAGGAGGAGGACAGUGAAAGCAGGUUUCCAUUGGCUGAACAUGUACGUGACUCUGUGUCAAAUCCAUCAUCAAGGACGAUAUCCCCUGUUUCCACUCCAGAAACUGGGCAUCCAACAGGGACGUCUGGGGCAUGGUCGGCAAUGUCUCCUCCAUCCAAUUCACAGCAGAUGUCAUCUCCCUCCGCUCAGGUGCCAAAGGACAGAGAGUGGGCUGGAGCAGGACCGCAGACGAGAGGACGAGCGCCUCAAACACCAGGACAGUCAGGACUGCAUCUUGGUUCAUCUGCAUCAGUUUCUUUGGUGCAAUCCGUCUCACCAGCUGGGGAUGCUCGAUCAUCACCAACUAAUAUGUCAUCAGGAGCAGCCAGAGAUGGAUUACGGUCAGGUGCCAUUGCAGCUUGUUCUGGUGUGGCAAUGACAGCAUCAGCAGCAGCAAAUGAUGCUACAGCAGAAAAUGUCUCACCUUCUGGUUCUGGAGCAGUGGAUGCGCGAGGAGGUUGCGGUAGUGUACCCAAGGAAGUGACCAAGGAGGAUGGCACUGUGAAGCGUGCAGUGCCAGAUGAUGCAACUCGCCGUGAAGGAGGUGGAGCCAAAGCACCGUUGGAGCCACCGCCAAGCCAGCCGCCAGCACAGCAUGAGGGAAGGAAGAGGAAGCGGAAGCCUGUGCCAGAGAAGCUUCCCUUGAUAACACCUCCACCGGGAAAUAAACCCCCUGAUCCGAUGAUCAAGCCACGCAACAAGCCCAAGCGGAUCACACCAGGAAGGGAUGCGACUCCUAAGGAUGGUGGUUCAAAGCAUGGUUUGGCAGGACAGAGAAUUCUCAGAGAUGAUGGAGCCUUGUCGUUGGCCAGGGAGGGAGAGGAGGUUGGUGCAGUGAGCUCUGGAGGCUCUGAGUUGGUGGGAACUUGUGCCACGCCUGCGGCAACAGGUGAAAAGAGUGCUCUGCCCCUGAAGCUUCGCAGCAAGAAGCAGCGCAUGGGAGUGGCAACAGCAGGGUCAGCGUCGAUGAGUGGUGGACCGGCUGAAAAUGGCAGUGCGUGUGAUGGGGUGGAAAACAGACUGCCUUCAGGUGCCGUGCAAGGAAGUUCUGGUGAAGAAAUUGUUACCCACCCCAAAGGUGGGGCAGAGCACACAAGGGGUGGGACUGGUGGAUCAGUCACGACAGGGAGUGAGCAUCCCACUUCGCCGAAGCCAAGAGAACCAGCAACUUGUGCCCAUGUAACAACAGGGUUAAAAGGUGCUAGUGGAAAGGCAAGAUUGAUGCAUGCUUUGUUAUCGCCUUCGGUUCAAAGAUGGUGCAUGUGCGAGUGGUUCUACUCUGACAUUGAUCUGCCAUGGUUCAUCCGCAAUGAGUUUGUCGAGUACCUGCAGCACUUAGGCUUAGGACACGUAACAAGGCUGACUCGUGUCGAGUGGGGAGAGAUCCGGAGCUCUUUGGGAAAGCCGAGGCGCCUAUCGCAGGCCUUUCUGCGAGAAGAAAGGGGGAAACUGGCCUUGCAUAGAGAACUUGCAAGAAACCACUAUCAAGAGAUGCGUUCUGGGGUUGUAGAGGGAUUUUCCCAGGACUUUGCGAAGCCGCUUGCUGUGGGGCAGAGAGUGACGGCACGGCACCCGAAGAAAGGUCAGAUCCAUGAUGGCAGCGUUCUUACCGUUGACCGUGGAAGAUGCCGAGUCCAGUUUGAUCGCACGGAUCUGGGUGUCGAGCUUGUGGAGGAUACUGAUGUGAUGCCAGUGAACCCCAUGGAGAAUUUGCCAGACACAAUGAAGCGCAGAAGGAUGCCGGACGGAUUUGACGACUCGAGGAAUCGUGCUGGCUUACCUCUUUUGAAUGGAGUCCCGGCUACUGGGACUUUCGUUGCAAGUGGCACAAUUGGAAAUCACUUUAUUGACCAACCAAACGUCCCGGCGACCACGUAUGUCGGCAGGCGAACUAGGCCACAGGACAGGGAGCUCGAGCUUGAGCCUAUGCCGGUCGUCGAGAAAGUGGACACGGACGUAGAGUUUUUGCUGCACCGCCACGAUGAUCCGGACGAGGAAGAGGCCACCCGUGCGAAGGAGAUGGAGGACAGGGAUCGUGAACUUGUGGAGAGGCAGGUCGCUGAGGAGGAGGCCCGUCGUGCAGCGAUCCCUACACGCAGGGAGAGGGAGAGGAAUGCUGGAACUGCGAGGGAAGCGGAUGUCAGGGCCUUAGGAGAGCUUGCUAGAGUGCUUGACAAGAAGGAUCUGCUUCUUGCUGAACUACGCAGGAUGAACGAUGAGGUUGAAGGAGGCGCAAUCGCAGUAGAUGGCCUCGUUGGUGAGGCCAGUAGCAAGGCCGAUGCAUUUCAGCGGCAGUAUGCAACAGUUGUGCUGCAGCUUAAAGAAGUGAACAAGCAGGUAGAGAGGGCGCUCUUGAGAUUGAGACAGAGAAACAAGUAUCACGAGUCGACUUUACCACCAUGGCAGAAGGGUUCGCCACAGAUGUACUCUGGGGCAGGAAUGGUGUAUGGAGGUAUUCCAUCAUCGCCAUCGAAUGUGAAUGAUGGUUCUCAUCUCACAGCCUCUGGAAGUGGAGGCUUUGGAAUUGGCAUGUAUGGGGGUCUGUCAAGUGGGCUACCCCUUGCUAGUGCAAGGGGAAAUGGAAGUGUUUUUACUUCAGGCGUAGGUGUAGCGACAUCAGGAAGCUCGGCUGCUGCCACUGGAAAUGGGAGUGCGGUGAUGAGUCCUGUCAUUGAGGCUCCAUUCCCAAUCGGGGAGAUGGCAGCAUCUGCACGGCGUCAAGCAAGGGCGAUGGUUGCCUCUGUUGUACAGGCAUUUGCCUCAGAGAAAAUGGAGGCAGAGGAUCAGGCCGGGCGACCAACUUCACGGGAAUCGAGUGGUGAAGGGGCAAUGGAAGCCAACGGGGCUACAACCAGUGAGGGAGGCGGUGGAGCUGCUGCAGGUGGAGGCGUGGGCGCCACAGCCACCACAACUGGUGGAGAAAGUGGGAAAGACAGUGGUACUGCGGACUCCUGCCCAACGAGUAAGGUGUCAUCGUUGUCCCGUUCGGGUCGACCACCCCUUGUUCCACCGGAUCCGUUGGUUGGCAUCAACCCGCUCAUUAUGCCAGGAACGGCAAAGGAAGCAGCUCUCCUCACAGAGCUGAUGGCGUCCUGUGUCGCCACAUUGCUCAUGGUUCAGAAUUGUACAGAGAGAUCACUGCCACACUCCGAUGUGGUUCUCACGCUCGACUCGGCGUUGUCGUCGCUUCGCCCGCAUGACAGCUCGAACAGUUCCGUAUUCAAAGAAAUUGAGCGGUCGAUCGCCACUAUCAAGUCGCAGAUUGUCGCAGAAGUGCCUGCCACGCAUGUACCUUGACGAGGGAAGGGAAAUCCCUUCGAUUGCUGCCGCCGUUUGGCAGGUUCACAAGGAAGGUAGAGGAACAAAUAAUACUCUACCGACGAUAUCCUCCUCCUCCUCUCAAACCUUAGAAAGUUUGAACCCAUCGAGAGAUUUCUUCCAUGUGGCGCUGCGCAACACAAUGCUUAUUGGAAUCCAUGGGGAGCACAAUUUGACAAUUUGACACUCACUUUGUGAGUUCUUCUCUCCUGGCAGGCUGGCACUCAUUUCCUGAAGAUUGGCACCGACCACUUUCGCAAAGUUCUUACUACUGCUUCUUUCUUCUCUUUUUUAUAGCCAGGUGUUCUGUAAACACCCGAAUUCAUGUCAACACGCCACGUGUCCAUCCCACGGAAUGCAUGCGUGAUCAACCGAAGCAACACUUCCAUGUGACAUGAGAACUGUCGGUUCCUCAUGUGGAAGCUAUAUUCCCUGUUAAUGGGAUGUGCAAAUUUAUACUACAGGCUACAGCUUCUCCCGGAGUCUUCCUUUCGUACGUCUCAGACGACAUUGUCCGGCGGGGCCAAAAAACACUUGCGGAGUUUGCGGUCUGCCUGGAGGGUGGUUGCAUGGGACUGAAGACAAAGCAGUGAGUGCAUCUGGAGAGCGAGAAAACAGUAGCUUUGCAGUGCCUGCAUUGGACCGGGAGAGUCGUGAGAUAGUUUUGUGACGCCUGCGUGCGUUGGAUCUGCAACGUACAAAGAUAGCUUUUGUGGCGCGUGCAUCAGAUCUGCGGAGUUAGAGCGUAUCCGUUACUGCUACUGCGUUGCCGGCACCUGCAUUGGAGAUUAUUAUCAUCCAAUAAAUGCAACAAGAAGUAAAGAACGGCGCAAAUGCGCAUAUCAACGCAUCGUGCCUGUUCUGCCCAUCGCAGUUGAGGAUAGUCAGAGCAAAAUGGGAAGCAGCAGAGGGACCAAGGAGUCGAGAAGGAAAGACGCAUCUCUCUCUCGCUCCCUUUCCCUCUCUUCCCCCCCUCUCUCUCGCUCCCUCUCUUUCUCUCUCUCCGUGAGAGUGUGUGCUGACAGGGUUCGUUGGUUGACGAGGGACGAGUGGUAGGUAGGGCAGACAAGGCGAUGAGGUGGAAGAGAGCAUGAAGAGAGUUUUGAGGACAGGUGGAGGACUUGAGGAAAAGACGCAUCUCUCUCUCGCUCCAUUUCCCUCUCUCCCCCCCCUCUCUCUCUCUCUCCCUCUCUUUCUCUCUCUCCGUGAGAGUGUGUGCUGACAGGGUUCGUUGGUUGACGAGGGAGGAGUGGUAGGUAGGGGAGACAAGGGGAGGAGGUGGAAGAGAGCAUGAAGAGAGUUUUGAGGACAGGUGGAGGACUUGAGGGAAACUGAUUCUGGUGUGCUCCCGACCGACGGUGGGAUUAAGGGACGGCAGGGAGCGGAACGCGAAGCUGAAGAGAGUUCAGGGGAGAUGGUAAGAAAGGAGAAAAGGCGGGAAACCUGGAAACAGAGUGGGAUGAUGUGUGACUCACAAUGCGAAGGUGAAUUUGCUGCAGGGUGCCACACUGCCAGAUCAUCAGAGGAAUAUACCGUGCGAACGAGGUGUCAUAGGUCCCUGUGAAGCUGGUCGUCUCGACGAAGCCUUCUGUUCCUGGGAGGUUUCUCUGCAGUCGCUGAUGUCAUGUCUAUGAGGUGUGUGUUUCGGACCACCCUGUGACAUCCCUCGCUACUAUCCCGUCUCCCACGUCUCUUGCCUACAUUGACACCUGUGCAAUGGGGCUAGCGACUCGAAAAACCCCGUGAAAAAUGUAUCUAGCUUUAAAGUUUAAACAGGUUUUUUUUAAUGCACAAUUUGUAUAGAUUUAUAGAUUUUGAAAUUCCUGUAGAGUGAAAAAUUAACAUCC